AACCCGGCCAGGUCACGCGUGCGAAUUAAGACGUGGACGCGAUGCGAGCGGCCUCCCAGCCGGCGGGCGUGUGGGUGGACUCGAGCGUCAUCGAUGUUUCAUAAUCGCGAUUGCCGACGACCUGCACACCGGCUCACCGCCCGCGUGGCUGUGGGAGAGCAAAGCUGAUCGUGAUGAGAGUUCAGAUCCUCGUUGGGGGCUUGACUUCGAGCCGCUCGAGGUUGAUACAGUACUGCUUUGUGGGGAAUUCCACAGUGGUUGUCCAACGGAUCGAACUGUCCCGGUCAUAGGAAUGUGGAAGUCAAAUCACUGGCCCGGGGCUGUUUGUAGGGGUCUAGGGGACUCGCACCAACCCAAUAUUUCUGCACUCAUUUAUGCAGUUACUCAUUUUGACUUUAAUCGAUUCAUGUUAAUAAUCAUCACGAUCGUCAUUGUCACACUCAAUACAUUAUCAGUCGUCAUCAUUCAUCGAUUACUCUAUGCAUCGUUCACCUGUACAUGUGGUGUUGUACAGUAUUGCAUGAUUUCCACAGGACCCACGCUCUCACAUUUACGAAUCGCGUUUCACGUGUUCGUCCCCCCAACAAUUCCCUCCCGUGCACGCGGGCUACCGUAGUCACGUGGUGCACUGGAAGUCGGCGGGAAACUCAAGUCGCUGUUCCGAUACCGAAAAUCAUUCCUCCCGUCACUCUCAUUCCACUCGUCACUCUCAUUCCACUCGUCACUCUCAUUCAACUCGUUACACUCAUUCCACUCGUCACUCAUUCCUCUCGUUCCUUCCGUUCCCUGCGGCCAAGGCGGCGAUGGAGCGACCAGCGGCUCAAGGCAGCAGCAGCAGCAGCAGUAGGGCGAGGUGGCCGGGUCUCCUGCCCCGUCGGCACCGGAACGGUGGCCCGGGUCUGGCGCCCGAGCUGACGGGGACGGCGCCGCGAGCCGCCGCGUCGGGCGCAGACUCCCCGGAGCUCGAGCCGCUGCGGCUCCUCCUCGCGGGCACGGAGCCCGACGUCUCGCGGCUGCUGCUCGACGUCUCCCGGGCCGCGGGGAGCCUCGCGAGGCGCGUGGCGCUCGGGCGCAGCGUGCAGGAGGCUGAGAAGGAGAUGAAUUCGCACAAGGUGGCCUGGCUCAAGGGGAAGGUGCUGUACGAUGAGAUCCAGGAUAUUUUGCGUGACCUCAAAAUACGGAUUGGGGACAACGUUGCCACCUCCGAGGACAAAUGCUUUUUCCAGACACUGGAGCAGUGCCUCUUCGUCACGGAGAGCAUCCGUCUGCUCGGGACGGACUCUGACAGAGAGGACAAGCCGCCCCUGCUGAGGCUGCACCGCGACGACCUCCGCCAGCUGCUGCCCAAUGCUCAGGAGCAGAAUAAGAUGAAGGACAGGCUGGCCCAGGAGUUGGAGGAGAAGUUGAGCCAGAAGUGUUUGUCUCUCUUCUACUACUUCAGUCCAGAGAAGGCGCAGGGGGAGGCGGAGAGCGAGGCACUGCGCCUGGCCAAGGCGUGCCGCUUGCACGAGCUGGUGCGCGCCGAGCAGCAGGCCGUGCAAGGCGGCGCCGCUCGGCUGUGCGAGCUGCGGACCGCGCACGAUGCUCACGUCAGCACGCACCUCAAGACGCUGCAGGCCUCCAAGGCGGUGCUGGAGAAGAUGCUGCAAGACCACCGCCUGUCACGUCAGGCCCAGAGCGACGCCGUGAAGGUGGCCUACCUGCAGGCCAAGCACAAGACCAUGUACCUCAAGCUGCAGCUCGAGGAAUUGAAUAUUCUGUGUGACACAUACACCCCCGACAAGGUGCAGGCCCACAAGAUCAUCAACCGUGUUCCCCGAUGCCGUAGGAGAGAGCUGAAGGCCGCCAUGGCCACGGAGAAGAAGGAGCAGGCGCGGGUGAGCGGCGAGCUGGCCACGUACGGGACGCUGGGGCCCGAUUUCGAGCGGCUCGUGCAGGAGUACACGCAGCUGCGCGAUGCCAUCGACAACAAGAAGUGGGCGUUGCGGGAGUUCAGGAAGAACGCGGCGUGACGUUGGCGGCCGCGGCCUGGGCCCCGGGCCAUCGCGGCGAGCAAGGAGGGGGCCCACGACGCCAAGUCGGUGCUGCCGCUUGCGGCUCGUACCGAGAGCUCAACCUUGCGACGGAGCGUGGGCGACCAAACGCAGACUUCGUGAUCAUCCACUUGGACUGCCUCACCCACCGAGGCUGCUCGCUCUUCAGCUGCUCAAUCCCCUCAUACUCGGUCAUGAUCAAUGUGCAUUGCAGAUUCACCAUCAUCAGCCAUUAUAUCAAUCUCUGCAGCGCAGUCAUCCCCUUCAAAAACGUUCUUAACCUCCCACUGCAUAAUUUCACCACAGAGCAAAGGGCAUGGCUAGCGAGUGUACAGGCAGUGCAAUUGCACCGCAUCCCACAGGCUGUCGGGGACGAGGAUCCCGGCCUCGAAGAGGGGUUGGAAGGGAGACAUGGGGGCAGGGAUGUGCACUUACUGUUUUGUACCAGGACCAGUGCCUGCCACCGCUUCAGCAGCAGGCUUUGGCAAAUGUAAGCCAAGUGUGCGUCUUUUCUCCGUAACAUAACGCCACUAGUGAAGAAAUACAUUGUGCUGUUUUAUUUUGUUAUACGUUUCCAUGUUGCUCUUAGGUUAACAAUUGCACGACCGCGUGCAUUUGUAAGAUGUCUCAAAUAAAUUCGAAAGA
Molecule: messenger RNA, 2678 nt
Organism: Lethenteron reissneri (Far Eastern brook lamprey)
Lineage: Eukaryota; Metazoa; Chordata; Hyperoartia; Petromyzontiformes; Petromyzontidae
Product: HAUS augmin-like complex subunit 4
Biological process (GO): spindle assembly; centrosome cycle
Cellular component (GO): HAUS complex
Molecular function (GO): microtubule minus-end binding
Source: RefSeq, a predicted model, not a curated record